GAGGGCUAGAAUUGUAACUUUAAAUUGGGUGGACUGGGAAUCCCGGCUUAUAUAUAAGGCAGUCUUCCGGGUCGAACUAAACCCAAAUCGGAUCAUAAUGUUAAAACUUGAAGGACGAAUCUCUGUUUCACUUUGAGGGAAAAUGUCGUCAUAUGAGAAUGUCGUUGGUGGGAAGCUCAAGCUUAAGGGAAAGGCUCUGGAUGUGAAGGCUGCUGGAAUUAAGAAGAAAAAGAAACAUAAGAUACAUCAAGAUCAAAUAUCUCUUGUCACAGAAAAGGAGCUCGCAGCUGGUGGAAGUACAGAAGAGUUGACCAAUCCUGAUGAGGAAGAUAUGAAUGAUGACAACAAAUCAAGAGAGGAUGGGAAGGCUGCUAGUUAUGACGAGUAUUUGACGCCUGCAGAGAGACGAUAUAUAGAACAGAGAGAGCAAAUUGAUAAUCACAGGUUGGCCAAGACUGCAAAUAAAUCACACCGUGACAGAAUUCAAGACUUCAACCAGUAUCUGGCCAACAUGAGUGAGCAUUAUGACAUUCCUAAAGUUGGUCCAGGCUAAUUGAACAGAAUCUUUGAAUAUGAACACCAAAGGAUCACCUGUCGCAUUUGUCAUUUUGAAAGUUUGUUCAUGUGGACAUCAAUUUGUGUUUUAUUUUGUAUUUGUAGUUUUUGCUUGACUAUAUGUAGAUUGCCAAGGACAUGUAUUUGCAACCUUGUUGUAGUACUUGUUUAUGUAUCAAUUUCUCUAGUUUUGAAGCCUC
Messenger RNA from Rosa rugosa (rugosa rose), 755 nucleotides. RefSeq lists its product as uncharacterized. The transcript is spliced from 3 exons. The coding region runs from base 143 to 553 and encodes 136 amino acids. The record is from RefSeq and is a predicted model, not a curated record. Gene Ontology annotation, cellular component: nucleolus. NCBI's taxonomy places the organism in Eukaryota, Viridiplantae, Streptophyta, Magnoliopsida, Rosales, Rosaceae.